CUCACUCCUCGGCCUGUAGUCUUUCAGGCGCUGGAAGGUUGUCCGCUGCUCUUCUCUUCCAACAACCCGAUUUACGCCCGAAAAAACCCUGCGGAGCGACGCGUUUCGCACUUUAUCCGCGUAAAGAAAAGCCCCCGCGACACACUGUUGCAGAUGUGUGGUCGGCCGAGCUCUUCGUCUCUACCUCCAGGUCUCCUCCGCCUCUGCGUCGCAUGAUCUCACCAGACCGCGGGCCCUCUGCCUCCCUCCCCUCCCCUCUCCACACCACCGCCGCCACCUCCACUGCUCAUUUUAAACCCGCUCAAACCCCACCCACCCCCCUGCCUCCUCCCCUGGACACAGACACCUCCACCUUCGCCAGGGGAGGUGUUCGGACGCGACGCACGCCGUUCAGAUCCUCACCUUUCUGAAGUUUCCUGGCCGUGUUCGCGUCCGGUUUUCGCGCCGGCGGAGGGAUACGCAUCGAAACUGGGGCGUGAUUCGUGGGAUGCGACGAUGACGGAGGUGGUGGAGCCCCGGGCGGUGAACUCGGACUACGCUGUGUCACUCCUGGAGCAGCUGAAGUUCUUCUACGAGCAGAAGUUGCUCACAGAUGUGGUCCUGCUGGUGGAGGACUCAGAGUUCCCCUGUCACAAGAUGGUGCUGGCCACGUGCAGCUCCUACUUCAGAGCGAUGUUCAUGAGCGGCCUGAGUGAGAGUAAACAGACUCACGUCCACCUGAGGAACGUGGACCCAGUGACUCUUCAGAUCAUCAUCACGUACGCCUACACCGGGAACCUGGCCAUAACCGACAGCACCGUGGAGCCGCUGUACGAGACCGCCUGCUUUCUACAGGUGGAGGACGUUCUGCUCCAGUGUCGCGAUUACCUGGUGAAGAAAAUCAACGCCGAGAACUGCGUGCGGAUGCUGAGUUUCGGGGACCUCUUCAGCUGCAGCGAACUGAAACAGAGCGCCAAACGAAUGGUCGAACACAAAUUCCCCCUGGUUUACCGCCAAGACUCGUUUUUACAACUGUCCCACGAACUCCUCAUCGACAUCCUGAGCAGCGACAACCUCAACGUGGAGAAGGAGGAGACGGUUCGCGAGGCGGCCAUGCUGUGGUUAGAGUACAACAUGGACGCGCGGUCGCAGCACUUGUCGUCGGUUUUGAGUCAAAUCCGCAUCGACGCGUUGUCCGAGGUCACACAGAGAGCGUGGUUUCAAGGUUUACCGCCCAACGAUAAAUCCGUGGUGGUCCAAGGUUUGUACAAGUCGAUGCCGAAGUUUUUCAAACCACGCCUGGGAAUGACCAAAGAGGAAAUGCUGAUUUUCAUGGAAGCUUUGUCCGAAACGCAAAGCGAAGCGAUCGUCAUGUCCAAUCUGAUCCCCACCACGGUCGUCUGCUACAGCCCGCAAGCAGAGAAGGUCUACAAGCUUUGCAACCCGCCUGGAAAACUACAGAAAGUCGGGACAGUAGUGACGCCGGAUAACGACAUUUUCAUCGCCGGCGGUCAAAUCCCGCUCAACAACUCCAUCACGAAUUACGGGAAAAGCGGGAAACUCCAAGCCGCUUUCCAUUCGGUCAAUAGCUUCUUCUGGUUCGACGCGCAGCAGAACGAAUGGGCUCCCAAGACGCCGAUGCUGUGCGCCAGAAUAAAACCGUCGCUGGUGUACUGCGACGGCUGCAUUUACGCGAUCGGCGGCGACAACGUCAGCGGCGAUCUGAACAAGCGGACCGUGGAGAGGUACGAUUGCGAGAAAGACGACUGGACGAUGGUGAGCCCGCUGCCCUUAGCGUGGAACUGGAGCACGUCCGUCGUCGCCAACGAUUGCAUCUACGUCAUGACGCACGAUUUGAUGUACUGCUACUUCCCCAGAGCGGACACGUGGGUGGAGAUGGCGAUGAGGAAAACCAGCCGCUGUUUCGCCUCCGCCGCGGCUUUCGGCGACUUGAUUUUCUACAUCGGCGGGCUCCACGUCGUCAGCAACUCCGGUAUCCGUUUGCCGACCAGCACCAUUGACGGUUCGUCGGUCACCGUCGAGAUCUACGACAUCAACAAGAACGAGUGGAGGCUCGCCGCGAACAUACCCGCGAAGCGCUACUCCGACCCGUGCGUCCGAGCUGUGGUUUUGCUAAAUUCGCUUUGUAUUUUCAUGCGGGAGACUCACAUGAACGAACGGGCGAAGUACGCGAUCUACCAGUACGACGUGGAGCUGGACCGCUGGUUUCUACGGCAGCCCGUGUCCGAGCGCGUGCUGUGGGACUUGGGGAAGGACUUCCGUUGCGCGGUGGGAAAGCUGUACCCCUCGUGCUUGGCGGAAUCGACCUGGAAACCGCCGACGUACCUGUUCUCACCGGACGGCGCCGAGGAGUUCGAAGUGGACGGGGAGUUGGUGUCUCUGCCUCAGUACAACUCGUAAUUUCGCGUAAAAAAAAAACCAACAAAAAAACGACGGAAGAUUUUUUUUGCUUCGGGGCGAUAUUUUUGGGACUUUUUCGGAAGCCAAACUAAACCAAGCAAGUUCGCGGUCCUUCCUUCGAGUAUUUAGUGUCAUCAGAACUGUUCAAUCUGGACUUUUUGUGGUGGAGAUGCACUUAAAAAUGGUUGUAUUGAAAAAAACUGUAAAAACUGAACCAAAACCUACGCCCGAAAUGGAAAAAAAACAAACCCAAAAUUCAUCUGUAACUGUGGCUUCUCUCUUUAACUCAUUCACCUGCUCUGCUCUUAAGACGUUGCAUUAGUCUAGACGUAAAUGGACCUAUUUGAAUGGUUUCCAAUGCAAAUAAACACGAUAUUGCUGCUGAAAAUACGUUAGAUUUUCAAUAGAUGUUUACGAAAAAAAUCUAAAUGUUUGAGCUUCUGUAGCAUUUUAACAUUUGACAGAAAACUGAAAUACGAACUGCAAAAAUAAUCCAAGAAUCCAACGCGUUUGUAGAGGUCAAAACUUCGGGGUUAGCAGCUUUUAUUCUAAAUAUAUGACGUAAAAAUAAAUAAAAAUAAAACAAAAUAGUUGAAGUGUUAAAAAGGGCCUGUACCAGAUUUUUCUUCCGUGUAUUUGCGCUAAACGUGCGUCGCCCCAGUACAAAUAUAACCUCGUGGGUCAGAAUACGUCCGCUGUGUACUUGUACCGUCUGCAUCUAAAUUACGAAGCGUUUUUAAUCGUCCGAGAAACGGGAUGUGCGCCGUCAGCAUGCUAGUCGUCGUCAGCAAACCUCCGCUUCGGUCUCCGAAAGUCGUGAAAAGCGCUUAAAAUUUCAUCGUGGUGAAUAUUUAAGAUGUUCUGAACGCGUGAGGAAAGUGAGGAGGAACUGUUUUUCACGUUUUUUUUAUGUUUUUUUUUUUUUAACACAUUAAAAAUCAGGUACAGCGCCUUUAAUUACGGUCACUUGUCACGUUUACAUGAGCUUUAAUUCCAAAUAAAAAUAAUGUAAUUCUGCUUUAAAACGACCAUGUAAACACUUAAUUCCUAAUGAAAAUGAUUGUUUCGGAAUUCAACUUGAUUCCGAAGUAAGUGGGUGGUUUAUUUCGAUUUUUAAAGCCGAAUUAAUUUAUUCCUCGACGUAAACCAGGGGUGUCCAAACUUUUUUCAUCAAGGGCCACAGAUCUAAGGGCUGAUAUAGUGAAUACCGUAUUUUCCGCACUAUUAGGCGCUCUGGAUUUUAAGUCAUUAAAUGGUCUAUUUUCGAACAUUUUUCACAAAUAAAUCACACCGGACUUUAAACACAAACACAACAGUUAAAUGGGUGAGUGGGACUUUGUUUGGCGUGUUCACGGUGACUCUGGGAUUCGUUCAGUUGGGUCUAAAAGCGGCACAUUGCACUCGCUUUUUUUUUUUUUCGGUUCGUUUCUCCGUUCCUUGUCGGUGUGGGUGUUUUUCUCUGCACUCUGGUCGUUUUAUGUUGCGGUUGGAGGAUUUUGAGUGCGUCCUAUAGCGCGGAAAAUACGGUAAUUGAACUAUGUGCAUGUUUUAACACGUUAGAAUGAGCCAUCGUCUUUAUUCGUGGUAAGAUCCUUAAAACCGCACACUAAAUAUUAAUUAUUCGCUUUAACAAGGUAGAUUUUCAAAAAACAUUUUAAUUGAUGCAAGGUCGUUUGGGCCAAUUCACCUGGAAGUCUGAGGGCCGAGAAAAAUUCAGUUUGGACAUGCCUGAUGUAAACGUUUAUUCUUUUUCAAAAUAAUUCCGGUCGUUCAGUUCGUGCUCGUUGGGUCGUCCUUCGAUCCGGCUCCACCAGUCCCGUCUUCGGACUUUCCUCCACGUCUCUUUGGAUUUAUGAGCCACCGCUGCAGGAAAAGUUUGGGUCAUGUUUGGAAGAUAAUUGUUCGUUCAGAUUUUGAAUUUUAAAUACCGCUAAAUUUUUCAGUUUGGAAUUUUUAACUCUGAGAAAAAAAGUCUGAAUUAUUUUUAUUCUGAAUUUGAGUUGCUGAAAUUUUAAGUGUACUUUUUCAACAUUCAGAGUGUAAAAUUUCACACAACAAAGAUCCAAGAGGCAAAGCAGAAGAAGCGAUCGAUCCUGCGCGAGCGAGGAGUCCAGAGGCCGUUUCCUAUUGGCCGCUCUCAUUUGUGGGCGGGGCUUAAACUUGAGAAACCAAAGAGAUAAGGUUUUGCUGAGGCGAAUUCUGACCAAUCAGAUCGCUUCACUGCACCAUUUCCUGCUUGUUACUACGUUAGAUCGCAUCAUUUUGGAUCGAUUGCUUCUGAAUUUAUUUUUUUUAAUUGCGAAUUUUACGCUCUGAAUUUUGACUGUUGAAUUUGAGAAAAUAUUUGUGCUGAAUAUUUAAAAGGUGCCUUUUUAAUUUUGAACACUUAAAAUGUACACAGCAACUAAAAUUCUGAAUAAAAAUAAUUCAAGCAUCUUUUUUCAGAGUUAAAAAAUUCAACAGCAUUUAAAACUCAAAAUCUGAUGAAAUAAAUUAUUAAAUAAAUUAUCUUCCAUCAUCGUGUUUGUGUUCAUGGAGGAACGACAAACCGAGAUAACGGAAAAGCCGGUAGCAGCUGGUAGAAGUUUG
Boleophthalmus pectinirostris (great blue-spotted mudskipper) is the source of this 4989-nucleotide messenger RNA. RefSeq names its product kelch repeat and BTB (POZ) domain containing 2 (gene kbtbd2). The transcript is spliced from 4 exons. Bases 496 to 2400 code for a protein of 634 amino acids. The record is from RefSeq and is a predicted model, not a curated record. Lineage: Eukaryota; Metazoa; Chordata; Actinopteri; Gobiiformes; Gobiidae. Gene Ontology annotation, molecular function: protein binding.